AUGGCUGCCGCCCACCAGCUCUCCAUGCAGUCACGCACCGGCCGCACGAACCAGCGGUACGGCUCCCAAGGCGAAAGGCUCGUCGCCGGCAUUGUUCCGCUUUCUUCCGACAAGUACUACGUACUCCUCAUCCAGUCCACGCGACGCGGUGGCUGGGUCCUCCCCAAAGGCGGUUGGGAGACGGACGAGGCCACCGCCCAAGAUGCCGCCAAACGCGAAGCCUGGGAAGAGGCCGGCAUCAUCGUCAAAGUGAACUACGACCUCGGCCUCAUCGCCGAGCGGCGGAGACCCGACCAGCUCACCGCUCAAGCUCCCAAGGCCUCAUAUCAUUUCUUCGAAGCGACCGUUGAGAAGCAGGAGGCACAGUGGCCAGAGAUGCACAAGCGCUCACGACAGUGGUUUACCUACCAACAGGCCCGGCAGGCCUUGGCGAGCAGGCCGGAGCUGCUUGAUGCGCUCGAUCGAUGUACGAUGCACCGGUAG
Molecule: messenger RNA, 483 nt
Organism: Didymosphaeria variabile
Lineage: Eukaryota; Fungi; Ascomycota; Dothideomycetes; Pleosporales; Didymosphaeriaceae
Exons: 2
Coding region: 1-483 (160 amino acids)
Biological process (GO): diphosphoinositol polyphosphate metabolic process; diadenosine pentaphosphate catabolic process; diadenosine hexaphosphate catabolic process
Cellular component (GO): nucleus; cytoplasm
Molecular function (GO): diphosphoinositol-polyphosphate diphosphatase activity; bis(5'-adenosyl)-hexaphosphatase activity; endopolyphosphatase activity
Source: RefSeq, a predicted model, not a curated record